CUGUUUUCCAUCUCUCCCCUCCCUAUAAUUUUCAUCCCAUUCUUUCAUCUAUUCCAUCAUAAGAAUCUUUGUUCACACUGAAUAACUAACUACUGAUGAAGUAUGAUUUCAUCGUGACUCAGCACCUUACUCAGCACCUUACUCAGCGCCGGUCAUCAAGCAGCUUCCACCAGCUUCGGCACAGACCAAUGGGGACCACGGAUCAAUCAUCAGUCAAUUGCUUUGCACUCUGCAGAUCCUCGCCUCCCGGAACGGUCGGCAGGUUGAGAUCAUCCCUCCCCCUCGGUUUCCAGCAGCCACCUGCUCCUCCCUUGCCGUGGUUAUCCAUCCCUCCCUCUCUUCCACUUCCUUUGACGGCAUGGCUAGUAGGCUUCGUGACUCAACGAUGGGCCUGUGAUGCCGGACCCACAAGGCUGAACCAAUUGGGUGGUUAUGAAUAUUGGCUCGACACCUUCCCGUGUCUUCCGACUGAUCCGCACUUUGGUAUCCCGCUCUACACACAGAGACGCCUCUCCCUUACCACCAUCACCAUCACAGCUGUUAGUUGCAGGUUUGUUUCUUGCAGCAGGGAUGUCCGUCUGAAUGUUUGUAUGGCAUCCCAUCUGUAACGCAGGUAGGCAUGUACACCGCAUCCAGAUAUGCAUGUAUGUUCCCCUCUUUUCCCCUCUUCUUCACUCCCUCUUACUAUACUCUACAGAGUAGCUAUCGUAGCUAUUUCUCACCUCCGUAUACAAGAGCUACCCUCCUCAAGUCUUGUACAUCUCACCCCGAACUUAAUAACCGAAACCUACUAAACCUUUCCCCUCCCCUCCGAGAGAAACAAAACCGAACAAAACACAUGGCACCUAACUUGCCAACCCAAAGUCAACCC
Messenger RNA from Aspergillus vadensis CBS 113365, 871 nucleotides. RefSeq lists its product as uncharacterized. NCBI's taxonomy places the organism in Eukaryota, Fungi, Ascomycota, Eurotiomycetes, Eurotiales, Aspergillaceae. Bases 96 to 608 code for a protein of 170 amino acids. The transcript has 2 exons. The record is from RefSeq and is a predicted model, not a curated record.